Molecule: messenger RNA, 1118 nt
Organism: Acomys russatus (golden spiny mouse)
Lineage: Eukaryota; Metazoa; Chordata; Mammalia; Rodentia; Muridae
Product: triggering receptor expressed on myeloid cells 1-like
Exons: 6
Coding region: 96-785 (229 amino acids)
Biological process (GO): neutrophil chemotaxis; cytokine production involved in immune response; neutrophil-mediated killing of gram-negative bacterium
Source: RefSeq, a predicted model, not a curated record
CUGUUGUGAAACUUCCCAGAGAGUCUGUCUGCAUACUGGGGUGUCUUAUAGCUGCCCCAGCAGCCCACAGAGGCAGUAGGAGCUGAGCUUGAAGGAUGAGGAAGGCUGCACUGCGGGGGCUGUUGUGGGCAUUCUUUAUCUCAGAAUCCCAAGCUGCCAAUGACCUAGCUGAAGAAAGGUAUGCCCUAGUUGAGGGGCAGACCUUGAGCGUGAGCUGCCCCUUCAACAACAUGAAGUACGCCAGCAGCCAGAAGGCUUGGCAGAGGCUGCCGGAGGGAAAGGAGCCCUUGACGCUGGCGGUCACAGAGAGGUCAUCUACACCCGGUGAAGUCCGUGUAGGGAAGUACACACUGAAUCAUGACCCUGCCGAGUCCAUGUUGCAUGUUGAAAUGGCUGACGUUCGAGUGACAGACUCUGGAUUGUAUCGCUGUGUGAUUUACCAUCCCCCCAAGGACCCGGUGCUGCUCUUCUAUCCUGUCCGCCUGGUGGUGACCAAAAGUUCUUCAGAUACGCCCACUUCUGGCAUUACUCCUACUACAAGGCUGACUGAGGUUCCCACCCUUACUACCGCAAAAUAUCCCCCCAGAGACACAACUGUGACGCGACCCCUACCCAAGUCCACUACUCUUGUCACUUCUCCUGACCCUGGAGUCACCUUCACAAAUGGAAGUGAGAGUGACUCGGUCUCCAUAUCCAGUAUUGUUGUUCCCGUGGUCUGUGGACUCUUCAGUAAAGCCCUAGUCUUCACCAUCUUGCUCGCUGUCACACAAAGGUCAUUUGGAUGACAGACCAUGAAGCUACACAACAGUGACCUCUGACCUCCAGCCAUGCCUGUCUCACAGGAGGAGCUGGGGCAGAGGGCUAAGGAGGAACUGUGACAUGAAUUGAGCUGUGAUUGCAGGUCAUAUCUAAGGCUCUGGAUGACCCCUGCUGGCCCUGCCCACUCUCCUCAUUUCAUCAGUCACCUUGGGUAGGUGCUCUGCACCCUCAGGAGCACUCCAGCCAGUCCACCUAAAUAGAUGGGUUGGCAUGAAAUAAAGACAGAGCUCAGGGUUUCUCCUUGUCACAUUUUGUGAGAGUCAUGAGGCUUAGGGGUCACUACUGACAUUCCCAUCCCU